Molecule: messenger RNA, 660 nt
Organism: Parascedosporium putredinis
Lineage: Eukaryota; Fungi; Ascomycota; Sordariomycetes; Microascales; Microascaceae
Source: the annotation of a GenBank genome assembly
AUGUCCCAAGGCCCGCCCCUCACCCCGCCCCUCAUGUACACCGACAUCUGGGCCAACCAGCCCGCCGCCACCGUCCUCUCCGCCCUCCUCGGCCCCAACCCCCGCGUCAACUACGUCAACGGCAACACCGCCCUCGGCGGCUUCCCCGGCGCCCGCCAGCGCGUCCACGCCGACCUCACCUUCAACCACGCCCAGCUCCCCUUUGGCAUCGUCACCAACUACUACCUCACCGACACCGACGACGACGACGACAGGUCGACCGCGUACGACCCCACUCUCGAAGUCAAGUUCGGCAUCCGCGAAGAGCUCGUCGAGCGCCGCCGCGCCUACGCCCCGCCCAUCCAGCCCGUCGUGCGCAAGGGCUCCGUCAUCCUCCGGGACCUACGCCUCUGGCACGCCGGCGUCGCGAACCCGUCGCCCGUGCCCCGCAUCAUGCUCGCUUUCGUCCACACGCCCUGGUGGUACCAGUGCCCUGCUCGCGUCGUCCUCCCCGAGGCCUGCCGCGGCCUUGUCCGGGAAUGGGCCGAGCGUGCUGUCUCGCCCGUGUGUUAUCGGGCCGAGUACGUCCCGGCGGACGUGGACCACAAGACGGUCAAGUUUUCCCCAACUUUAGCAGCAAUAACAAGGGGUACCUCGGGAUGCUGCCGAAAGAUGUCGUGA